AUGUGGAACCAUAUCCGUGGUCCUCCUUUCAUUAUGAACAAUCCACAAACUCGAGAGGCCAGUUUCAUUCAUGGAUCGACGCAGUACCAGGCAUGUUCCAACCUUAUGCGUUACUCCACCUUAUUGAAAUUGUCUCUUAAAUCAAUUGAAGAGCCGUUCUUUAUGCUAUACGAGUGCUUCCAGCUUGUUGCUGAGACCUACAUUGUUGGUGCUCUAUACGCCGCCAUCACAUUUGGUUUCAUUCUGCUCAACGAGGCAGCAAGUCCAAGUGUGGAGGUAACCGAGAGGAAGAAAUCGUCCAGCUCGAAGCCAUUUUUCGGAAUCAAUAACAAUAUGCUUGCAUACGUUGGUUUGGGCCUUGUCGUGAUUUUCUUCUCGCUAUUGCUAUCCAUCUUCCGCAGCAAAUAUAGAGGAUACCCGUACAGCUUCCUGUUCAGUUAA
Messenger RNA from Ostertagia ostertagi, 441 nucleotides. Lineage: Eukaryota; Metazoa; Nematoda; Chromadorea; Rhabditida; Trichostrongylidae. The record is from the annotation of a GenBank genome assembly.